This is a messenger RNA of Recurvomyces mirabilis, 795 nucleotides long. RefSeq lists its product as uncharacterized. NCBI's taxonomy places the organism in Eukaryota, Fungi, Ascomycota, Dothideomycetes, Mycosphaerellales, Teratosphaeriaceae. The coding region runs from base 1 to 795 and encodes 264 amino acids. The record is from RefSeq and is a predicted model, not a curated record. The transcript has 2 exons.
AUGCGCGACACAUACCUUACAGUUUCCGAAGUCAGGAUUCCUCCUAUCCCCAUCGAGUCCUAUUCGUACCUCAAUGCGAAAUCCGAUGCGAUUGGCUGGGCGCCCCUACCUAAUGGAGAGAUGAUUGAGGAGCCUCCCGGAUGGGCGCACGGCGGUGUCGCGCCUGCUGGGCCUGCCUACGAAGGGCAGCCAGCCAGGGAAGAGAAUGUGAUCAUACUGUGGGAAGCCGGCUGUGGCGCCAUCGAGCUCUAUCCUGGCCAGGUAUCGCUCGAGAGACUUGAAGACCAGCGCAACUGCACACAGGCCUGUCUUGAUGUCUUGACCGGCCCACUAAUCACGUGGGGACAACCGAAUUCUACUUGGACGCUACAGAACUGCAUGUUGUUGCCUAUUCUGUCCGCAGCUUUGGCCUUCGGUGGACUGGUGGAAAGCACGCCGGGCAUCGUCGAAAAGUACGGGAUCGAACCGGUCAGCAAUGUCGCACUUCUCGAUCAGUACGCCAUAGUGACAUCGGGUGUGGCAGAGCUACAGGUAGUGCUGGAGUAUGCUAACACGUACUGGCCAGUCAUGGACAAUUGUCUUCAAGCCUUCUGUAGAGCGAAGAUUGGUCUGAGCUGCCAGGCGAACAUGAUGAACACCACCUAUAGCUUAGGCGAUGCCCAUCCGGCGCUGAUCAUGGUCGAGCUCUACGACAAUUGGCCAGUCAUGUGCUUUGGGUUUGAUGAGCCUCCAAAUGCUGACAUUGCAGGCACCGGUGCAGGUCAUUUCAUGUGGGGAUGUAUUGACUCUCACUAA